Molecule: messenger RNA, 2178 nt
Organism: Megalobrama amblycephala (Wuchang bream)
Lineage: Eukaryota; Metazoa; Chordata; Actinopteri; Cypriniformes; Xenocyprididae
Gene: ctsa
Product: cathepsin A
Exons: 15
Coding region: 156-1565 (469 amino acids)
Biological process (GO): proteolysis
Molecular function (GO): serine-type carboxypeptidase activity
Source: RefSeq, a predicted model, not a curated record
GGAAUGGCUUCUUUGUGUGUUUUAGUGUACACUUUUAUUUUGAAACAGUGGGCGACCAUCAUGUGACUUCAUCACGGGAAAGUUGAAGUCACAUGAAUUUUGGGUCUACUUAAACACUUUCCUAGCCUUUUAACAUUUUUGCUCCUACACCUGGAAUGAUGCAUCUUGUUUUGGUGUGUUUGCUGCUGGGGCUGCUGGAGGUUUCUGGGGCUCCAGAUGCAGAUGAAAUCAAAUAUCUGCCUGGACUUCCAAAACAGCCCAGCUUCAAGCAUUAUUCUGGAUACUUCAGUGUGGCUGACAACAAGCACCUUCACUACUGGUUUGUUGAGUCUCAGAAAGAUCCAGCCAAUAGUCCGGUUGUUCUGUGGCUUAACGGAGGACCAGGAUGCAGCUCCCUGGAUGGUUUGCUCACAGAGCACGGACCUUUUCUGAUCCAAGAUGAUGGUGCAACUCUAGAAUAUAAUCCUUAUUCUUGGAACAAGAUUGCAAAUGUCUUAUACCUGGAGUCACCAGCAGGUGUCGGCUUCUCCUACUCUGAUGACAAGAAGUACACAACCAAUGACACAGAGGUGGCCAUGAACAACUACUUGGCCCUGAAAACGUUUUUCAAGUUGUUUCCUGAGUUCAGCAAGAAUGAGUUUUUCCUGACUGGAGAGAGUUAUGGGGGCAUUUACAUUCCCACACUGGCUGAGAUAGUCAUGGAGGACAGCAGCAUCAAUUUAAAGGGUAUUGCUGUUGGAAAUGGCUUGUCCAGCUAUGAGCUAAAUGAUAAUUCAUUGGUGUAUUUUGCAUACUAUCAUGGGCUUCUUGGUACCAGCUUGUGGAAUGACCUGCAGACAUUUUGCUGCAAAGAUGGAGUGUGUGACUUCUACAAUAACCAGGAUGUGAACUGCUCCGUUUCUCUCUAUGCAGUUCAAAACAUUGUCUACUCGUCAGGGCUCAACAUCUAUAACCUGUAUGCUCCCUGUGCAGGAGGUGUCUCUGACUCUGAAAAUGGCCAAUUUGUGAUCCAAAACAUGGGUCACCACUUCAUCAACCAUCAGUGGUCCAAAGCACAGAACGAGAAAUUUCGAAGUGUGGCCUCCCUGUAUAAAUCUACACGGCUCGAUCCUCCGUGCACCAACUCCACCCCAUCAACCCUGUACCUGAACAACCCUCUGGUGAAGUCUGCUCUCCACAUCUCGCCCAAUGCUUUGGACUGGGUCAUCUGCAGUGCUGAAGUCAAUCUGAACUACAAGCGUCUGUUCAUGGACGUGAAGAAACAGUACUUGAAGCUUCUUGGAGCACUAAAAUACCGUGUGCUGGUUUAUAAUGGAGACGUGGACAUGGCCUGCAACUUCCUAGGAGACGAGUGGUUUGUGGAGUCUCUCCAGCAAGAGGUCCAGGUGCAGCGCAGAUCUUGGAUUUAUUUCAAUGGUGAAACUCAGCAGGUGGGCGGCUUUGUCAAGGAAUUCGCCAACAUUGCUUUCCUCACAGUCAAGGGUUCGGGUCACAUGGUUCCCACUGAUAAACCUAUAGCGGCCUUCACAAUGUUCACUCGCUUCAUCACCAAUAAACCUUUCUAGAACACACUCAGGGAUUUCACUCUUUAAAUCUGAAUUUGCACUGUCACAAUGGUAAACUGUUUAUGAUAUAUUGACCACUGACUGUUUUCUGUUGUUCAGACCUGAUGAGAUUUUCUGCUUUGUGUUUUAUGUAGUUUAGUUGCCUGCCUUGUUUGUUUGAUUUAUGCUGACUGUACAUAAUGAUAUUUUGUUGUAGGUGUUUAAGGGAUUCAGUUUGAAGCGAUUAAGACGUCUAUAUGCCUCUUUUUAUCUUUGAUAAAGUAUGAUUAUGGUUGAUUUAAUAGGAAAAGAUGCUGUGUUUACGAAUUUAAAUUCAAUCCAAUGGUUAUCUGCAGUGAGUGGAUGUUCACUGUUUAUUGCACAAUUUUAGCUUAUGUCUUUUCUAUUAAACGUGAACCUAGCCUUUUUUUAAUCAUCGCACAGAUGAUUUUUGUCAUCAUUUCAGAUAUUAAUGCCUCACUUUUGCCUUUUGUUAAGGUGUCAUUGUCUUCAUUUGAUUACUUUAAAAUGAUUUAUAUGAUCUGUGGUACCUUUUUGUGCUCAUAAGGGAAUAAUAUUUGUGCCUUUUUAUCUUUUCCCCCAGUUUUUUUAAUUAAAGAUCAAUUUUCUAUGA